Molecule: messenger RNA, 1256 nt
Organism: Lactuca virosa
Lineage: Eukaryota; Viridiplantae; Streptophyta; Magnoliopsida; Asterales; Asteraceae
Source: the annotation of a GenBank genome assembly
AUGAAAGCAGCAAAAUAACUUAAGAAAAACAAGCUGCAACCGAAAUUCAAAGCUUUCAACGGUCCUCGCAGCUUCUUUAUCAGUAUGCUUCGAUGUUCCAAAUCCUCCAUUAAUCGUUUUCCGAAAUAUAUUCUUCGCCAACUCGCUGUCCAAGUUCACCAGCUUCGUGCGAAAUCAGGUCGUCCUCCAUUCAAGAACAGAUACGACGAUGACGACGAGGACAAUAAUGAUGUUUAUACUCGAAAAAGAAAGGGUAAUCAAGAGGAUCGUUUACAGCUAUACAAAAGCAGGGGGCAACAUCUUCUUACUAAUCCGAGAAUCCUUGAUUCCAUUGUAAGGAGCUCUGGUGUGGGACCGGGUGAUACGGUUCUUGAAAUCGGGCCUGGCACCGGAAAUCUUACCCUGAAGCUUCUUGAAGUUGCAGACAAGGUUGUUGCAGUUGAAGUUGAUAAACGUAUGGUACAGGCUCUUCACACUCGUGUUUCUGAACAGGGGCUUAGCGAGAAACUAACGAUUAUAUCUAAAGAUGCACUAAAGACAGAUUUCCCACAUUUUGAUCUUGUGGUGGCAAACAUUCCUUAUAAUAUAUCAUCACCUCUAGUGGCUAAAUUGGUGUUUGGAGGAUACCAUUUUCGAAGUGCAACUCUUCUUCUUCAAAAAGAGUUUGCUAUUCGGCUUUUAUCUAACCCUGGUGACUCAGAGUUCAAUAGAUUAGCUGUUAAUGUGAAGCUGGUUGCUGAUGUUGAGCAUGUCAUGAACGUAAGCAAAAGAGAUUUCAUCCCAAUCCCAAAAGUCGACUCUUCAGUUGUUAAAAUCCAUUUGAAAACUGAAAUCCCAGAUGUAAAUCUCAAUGAAUGGUGGGCUUUCACUAAAACAUGUUUUGGCAAGAAAAACAAGACAUUGGGUGCAACUUUCAAGCAGAAGAAAAAGGUCGCAGAGCUCUUAAAUUUGUCAAAAGUAACAAAUUUUGAUGAAAAUAUUAUGCCACUUGAUGUUUUUAAUUCAAGUGAUGAUGAGAAAGAUGAAUCGAUCUUUUUGGGAAGUUUUAAGGAAAAACUUGUGGGGAUUCUUAGAAGUGCGGAUCUUGAAGAUAAAAGACCAUCAAAAUUAUCGAAUGAGGAGUUGUUGUAUUUGCUCUCUUUGUUUAAUAAGGCAGGAAUAUGUUUCCAUGAUCAAGAAAAGCCAAUGGAUAUCAAUGCUUCGUUUGCUUCAUCAUAGAGAUAAAAGUUUCUAACUUGACUAUAGUAAUUUGGUUC